Molecule: messenger RNA, 3363 nt
Organism: Penicillium samsonianum
Lineage: Eukaryota; Fungi; Ascomycota; Eurotiomycetes; Eurotiales; Aspergillaceae
Exons: 11
Coding region: 1-3363 (1120 amino acids)
Biological process (GO): transmembrane transport; metal ion transport
Cellular component (GO): membrane
Molecular function (GO): metal ion transmembrane transporter activity
Source: RefSeq, a predicted model, not a curated record
AUGACUUCGCGGCCACCCAUGACCGACCAGACGCGCUCAUGGUUUGAGCACGUUGCCGUUUCAAAAGAUACGAAUGUCGACAUCGUCGCCGUUCCGCCUAUCGGCGCCCAUCAUAGAAAGACAUGGAUGGCGCAUGGCGCGAACUCGUCCUGGCUUGAUACUGAACUACUACAGCGUAUGCCUCGAGCACGAGUCCUGCUGUAUAACUAUGGAGACCUGCGUGACGAUAAAAUCGAUACCUUGGGUGAACGACUGUUGAACCAACUACGUAGUGAGCGGAAACAUGAGUCAACUCGCCGUCCCAUCUUUCUCAUCUGCCACAGCACAGGUGGUCUCGUCGUUAAAGCAGCUCUAGCCCUGGCAUCGCGAGAGCCGAGCCAAUCCAUCUUAACCACCUGUCAUGGCAUCGCCUUCUUUGCAACUCCUCACCAAGGCUCGACUUACCUCUCCGCUGAUGAGUAUGCUGCUAGUAUUCGCCAUCUCCUGCAUCUGGAGCAUGAAACCCCAGCAGCCCUCAGGAAGCAAUUACGUCCCCGUCAAGAGCGGCUAUGGCAUCUGUCUAACCAAUUCAAGAGUCUUUCAGCCGAUAUGAGGGUCUGGUCUUUUCUCGAAACCGUGGAUUCAACUAUGCAUGUAAUCGACGCUGAGACAAAUAACAUAUUGGAGUUUCAUGUUCCCAUCACUUCGAUUCGGUCGGGUUUGUUGGAUAUUGAGCAUGAAAAAGAACUGCCCCUGGCAACAGACCACACGGGGACGGCAACUUUCCAUGGCCAGGAGCCCACCCGAGAUAGAUUUCUGCAGGAGCUUGGUGAUGCUGUUGACACUGCUGUUGAGAUAUCAAAGCGCGAGGAUACGCCGUUGGGCGUAGAACAGAAAGUCAUGGUUCAAAUUAAUGGCUUCUUCGAGGAUACUGCACUGGGCGUCAGUGACGAAACUCCGCUGAAGCUGUGGUCAACUACAGUGUCCUUGGAAGACUAUCUCUCUCGCGGUCCGUCGACUUGCCUUCGGGAAAGACUAGGUCGAGUCCAGCCCAGUGGCUUGGAUGAUUCGUCAAUCAGCAGUUUUGAUAGCCCUCGCUCAUCCUAUAUUGCUCCGGGCUCCGAUCUACAUGACCAUCAUCACAACCAUGAUGAGAAACCAAGGCCCCUGCGACCCCCUCUACCCUACAGGAAAAGCUUUGAUGAUCCAUCUGGUCCAUCUCCAAAAAUCCACAUUACCGAAGCAGAACGGGAGGGCUACUUGAAUGACUCACCAAGUGAAAGUCCACCGCCGCCGCAGGGGCACCAACGAAAGAGCUCACUCACCAAGGCGCUGGGGUUAAUUCCACUAAAGCGAUCCCACCGUCGGAGUGCUUCUGACAGCAGCUCCCAGGGAAGUAUCGAACGACCACCUUCGAGCUCUUCUACAUCACACCCAGUACUAUCGCCUUUUCUAGCAAUACCAAAGUCCACUCGUGAUCGUAUCAACCAGGAUGCCGACAGACCGGAUAUACCUCGAGCAGUUCCACGUUUCGAUCGACCCGAGGCUGAUACUGAGAAACUAAUGUGGAUCCAUGUGCCAUAUACGCAUACUGGUUGGGUAUCCCAAGUCAUCCGCCGAGCAUGUCAAGAUAGACAAGAGCCUAAUUUUGUUCGCAAAUUUAUCAAUGACGAAAAUUGGUACAACCGGCUUAAUAGAGCUCGUCAUCUCGAGCCUCAUGCACGUUUCGUCAAACCCGCAUGUAUUCACUCAAGACAAAUGGAUGUUUCACAAAGUCCUUCUGAUGCUUCUGAGGACCCUCAACUCGCUCUAUACGUUCCCUACCUCCACUGGGAUACAUACCGCAACCUAAUCCAACGACGCAAAGUAGUCGAAGACCGACUAAACCAAGGCCGAUCCAGACCCGUCCCAGGCCGAAUCUCAAAAGCAAGCUUGGAAGCCCAACUCAUCUGGACCUAUCUCGGCUGCGAGCCUCCAGUGCAUUUCCGUCGCACACUAGAUCAAUACGGGUAUCCCAAUCUGCGCUCGACGAUCGCUCGUGAUGAUGAUCAGAUGCUCUGGAAACGCACGCGCAGACCGGCGCGCAUUGACGAGCAACUAAAGGAGUAUCUGCAGUCUGCACAGGAUGAUCCCGAUAACGAGGAGAAUGUUGGCGAGUUUAUGGAUGGCAAUGUCCUGAUGGUUGAUCAGCUAUGGCUUUGGAUUGUUGAUCAGAAGACUGUUGUUACUUUCUUUCCCAAUCAGGAGGCCACGACCUCUGAGGGAAAGCUUUUUGAACAGUCGAACUUGCAUAGCAGCAUUUAUAAUGAGUUAAAUGGGGAUCUCUCGCGUCGUUUUGAGACGGCCGGGGACUUGGCUGCUCUUAUUAUGCUGCAUGCUGUCACUGUUCUCCUGGACAAGACUCUGCAUCAUGAUUUGCAGGUAUUGCGGAUCUUCGAGGAGUCAAUCAGCAUAUUGACCGAAUCCGUUACCAAGUCUUUCAAGCGCUUCCGAAAUAGAGGCUUCACCAACCGCCCGGCAGACUAUGACCGCACUUCAGACGGCAAGAUCAUGACAGCUGCCCAGCAAGAUUAUAAAGAAUUCCAGGUUGCUCGACGAAACCGAGAAGAUCUCUCCGUUCUGCUCGAGUUGCGCGACAUCGAGGACGAGCUAUCUACCAUCCUAAAGCUACUCGAUCAACAAGACACCGUUAUCAAAAGUAUGGUCAAAUACUUUUAUAACAAGGGGUGCGGUAAAUCAUUCCUCGAUACAGCACAGGAGCGGAUCGACGAAUAUCGUUCACAAAUCAACGAGAUGAAAGAAAACAGCCAUCUAGCACAGAAAGCAGUCGAAACCCUUCUCGAUCUCAAGCAGAAACAGGCAAAUGUCGACGAAGCCAAGAUGACUCGUUGGCAAGCUGAAGUCGCUCAAACGCAAUCGCGAGCAGUGAUGGUCUUCACCAUAUUCAGUGUUGUCUUCCUCCCUCUAUCCUUCUUCACUUCCCUCUUCGGAAUCAACGCCCGAGAAUGGAGCGGCCAACAGACAAACCCAACCCUAGGACAAAUGUUCGAGAUAGCAGCCCCGUCAUCCUUUGCAAUCAUCUUCCUCUCCCUCUUCAUAGCCUUCAGCGAUACACUACGCGAUAUCGUAUUCAAGACGCACAAAAUCGGCGCGGGCUUACUGAAAGAAUUUAUCUUGCAUCCGCUUAAAUCAUUCUUCUGGGAUUCCACUGCGGGUAGAAUACCUGUUCAUAUUGUGCCUGAGGACUCGGGGCUUAGGAAACGCUUCGACGAGUACCUGGGUUAUGGGAGGAGGAAUAUGCAGCGGGAUGAGGAUAUCUGGCAGCGGUGGCAGGGGGGUCCGAUUGAAGGGGGAAGGGGGUUAAGAAGGGGAAAUAUCUGGUGA